Molecule: messenger RNA, 4120 nt
Organism: Pseudovirgaria hyperparasitica
Lineage: Eukaryota; Fungi; Ascomycota; Dothideomycetes; Acrospermales; Acrospermaceae
Product: STAG-domain-containing protein
Exons: 3
Coding region: 105-3647 (1180 amino acids)
Biological process (GO): sister chromatid cohesion
Cellular component (GO): cohesin complex; chromatin; nucleus
Molecular function (GO): chromatin binding
Source: RefSeq, a predicted model, not a curated record
CCGUCACACCUCAGCAACACGACCUAGACCGCGUGCGAUUCGCGACGCGACGCCGUUCUAUUCCUCGACAGCUGUUCGCUUCAAUGCCCGCUCGAGAUUCCAGCAUGGAGGUCAACUCACCAGACCCUGACGCGCAAACCAGGAGUACGCGACGUAAAUCUGGACGCGUUGUCAAGAAGCCAUCUCUAUACGCCGACUCGAGCCCGGUGGGCAGUGUCAAGCGGAAGCGGACAAUAAAUGUCGAAGACGACGAUGAGGAGGAUGUGUCAGACGAAGAUGAAGACGAAGACGAUCCUGAAGACGAGCCUGACGAAGAAGAGUUAAGGGAGAAACGACGACGCAAGAGCGCUACGAAGACACCCACGCUCAAGAAACCCGCCAAAAAGAAGUCCAAGACAAAUGGAAAAUCAAACGGUGAGACAAUAGACUUGGCCAUUCGUCCUGUAUCGGUACCGAAGCCAAAGGCAAAGGCAAAAAGACCACGUAAAGCCGUUGCUCAGGACGUAGGUGAAGCCGAUGGCAUCUACGCGGAUGUUUUUGGUGGCGACAAGUCAUUGCAGGAGGUGGCCGACGAAUGGGUUGCAAGGUUUACUGCUGGAGAGGAAGCAGCCUCGGUGGCAGAUCUCAUAAAUUUCGUAUUCAAAUGCGCCGGCUGCGAUUCAAGAGUCGACCACCACAAUAUAGAGGAUACUGAUGGGGCGCCAAGCACUUUGAUGAGCAUUCAAGAGGAGUUCCAAGCGCAAGGAGUUGUUGAAUACCCCUUAGUAUCACGGAGCAAAGGUACUUCGGCAUUCAAGAAGGCCUUCGAAGGCUUCUUCAUCGCUCUGAUCGAUGCCUUGCACCGUGCCGAACUGCUAUUUACGCGAAAUGAGCUUAACGACAGCAUCUUAACCUGGCUCGGUACCCUCUCGUCAGCUUCCUUCGGUCCCUUUCGUCACACUGCCACUGUCGCAUGUCUCGCUGUCACGACUGCGUACUGUGACAUCAGCAAGGAAGUGCUGGAUGAAGUGGCGCAAACACUGCGUCAGCGCGAGAACGAGAAGAAAAAGUCACGGCCUAAUAAAGAUAGAGUCAAGAUGUUGGAGCAAAACAUGCAACAAGCAACCGGCAAGCAAGAAAUUCUUGAUGGGUACAUAAAGGAAUGGUUCGAGGCCGUGUUUCUCCACCGCUAUCGUGAUGUUGAUCACAGAGUGCGAGUCGAUUGCGUACAAGCUAUCGGGGAAUGGAUCGUUACGUAUCCGGAUCAUUUCUUCGAUGGCACACAUCUGCGCUAUGUGGGGUGGCUGCUAUCAGACAACAAUUCUGUAGUGAGGCAGGAGGUCGUGAGGCAGCUGCAUAAACUGUUCAUUGACGAGAACAAGAUUGGUGGGCUGAGAACCUUUACCGAGCGCUUCCGACCCCGAAUGGUUGAGAUGGCAACUGGAGACAGUGAGCCUACCGUGCGAGCCUUGACUGUGGACUUACUUGAUGUGCUCAGAGAAGCUGGACUCCUUGAACCUGACGAUGUCGACGCUGUUGGUAAACUCAUUUUUGAUGCGGAGCCUAAGGUUCGAAAAGCUGUAGUGAAAUUCUUCGCUCAGAACAUCAAUGAUAUGUACGAGUCCAAGAUUGACGAUCUGGGCGGACAACAGGCUAUCGACGAGAGCCUAAAUCAAGAAGAUCUCGAGCUCGACUUUGACAGGCCACGUGUGGCAUGGCUGAAGCUGAAAUGUCUGGCCGAGGUCUUGAAUGCUUAUGAUGCAGAAGAGGACCUACCAUCUGCACCAGAAGAACAGUCAUUACGAGCUGGAUAUCUCAUUGUGGGAGCUGGGCUUGACUCAAGGUUCUCUCUCGCUGCACAAGCGUUGUUUGAGACAAUUGACGAAGUCAAAGACUGGCGAAUCCUAGCUGGUUAUCUUCUCUUUGAUCAUUCUGCGAAUGCUUCAAAUGGCACGUCUGAUACCGUCGAAUUGGCCUUACGUCGGGAAAGUAAAAUAGAGGAGAGAGAAGAGCAAAUACUUCUUGAGGUCCUGAACGCGGCCGUGAAGCUCGACUUUGCUCAAACAGACGAGUCGCAUCGAGCUCAGAGGUCCAAGUUAACCAAAGCUCAGAAGCAACAACAUCAAGAAAGACUCGAAGAGUCUACACGACAUCUGUCAAUCAUCAUUCCCCGUUUGCUGAGAAAGUUCGGCGCCGAUGCGACUACUGCUUCUGCUGUAUUACGUCUCGAGCCUGUCCUCAACUUGGAGAUCUUUCAAGACUUGCGACAAGAGACCAACGACUUCGCUGCACAUUUGGAUGAGAUUAACAAGCAGCUGCUGAUGCACGGAAGCGAAGCAGUAGCUGCCGAGGCAAGUGCUGCUCUCCUUCAUGCACGUAGGCACGAAGAGCUAGGUGAAAUUACAGAGAGUAAAGUCUCAGCCUCUUGGGAGGAAACUAUAAAGGCUCUACACCACCUUAAUAAGAACAACGAACUCUCUGUCCGGGGUUCGCUCAGUGUAGAUGAACUAACAGCUCUAUCCAACACUGUCCUCCGAUUAGACAGGCUCUCAACGAUAUCGAAUUGCGUUGAAUACCUCGACAGAAUACCAAAACCCGCGGGCUCCAACAAGCGGUCCAAAGCAACCUCUCAAACAGAGCAGAUUGAUGCGUGGGCUAUUCUCCUCAACAUAAUCAAUCGUGGAGUACCGUCAGACGCUAUAGCUGAAGGAGUUGACGAACAGGAAGACUCGCUAGUAAUGCAUGCCGCCAAUAUCUUCACAUUCUACUUCCUUUGGCAGAUCAACGCGUGGAAGGCUCAAUUGACCGCUGGGCGCAACAUGUCUCCCGCUAAUGUCACCUAUCUCACGGAAAAGCGUGAUGCUCUUGUGACGACAUUUGAAUACGUCAUGCAGAACAGGGCUGGUGGCGACGCUCUCCGUAUUCAUAUCGCUAGUGCGCUACUCGACAUAUUCACAGUGCUCACCACCCUGCGAACCGUCAAAGCCAAGACCGCGCUUAGCACAGAAGCGUCAAGUGCGCACCUGGAUUUCGUCAUUGCAGUGCCGCCGAAGACCCAGGAGAUCCUCCAACAUAUCCUUAUCGCUGCUGAGAAAUCUUUGGCCAAGAAGACGAAUCGGAAGCUUGAACUAGCAGACGAUGACGAUCCGAUCGACCCUGAUGAUGAACCGGACUCGUCGGAUGACGAAGAAGAUACGACAGAGGGCGAGGCUCGACGGCUAGGCAUACUUUCUGCUGAACACCAAUUGUGUGCCUUUGCCUCAAAACUUGUCCUUGGGCUUGUUGGAGGGAUUCUAGACGAGGAGCAGAAGGGCAAAGGGCCGAUCCGCAAAGCUCUAGAAAAGAACCGAAAUAAGCUCGGCAAGAACUACGCCGAAGUAAUUGCAUUCCUAGACUUUAAGCCAGCCGGUAAGAAGACUACAGCGACUGGGCGUGCACGGACAAAGACCCCCGCCCCUAGCAAAGGAAAGGGACCUGCGAAGAGCAAGGAGGUUGUGGUCGAGAGUGAGGCCGAGGACGAGGAAGAAGCACCGAGGGACGACCGCGAGGCUGACGAGGAGGCCCUCGCCCAAGAACAGGAGGAAGCUGAAGCCGAAGCCCGCGAGAGGGAAGGUCCUGAUGAAGAUAUGCAUGACGUUGCAGAUGCCGAGAGUGUGCUCGGCGAUUGAUCCAGGGGUUAUGUAUGGCUCCCACGUGGGCCAUGUUGUGGAUGUCUGCCUCUUCUUACCCUGAUCCUGUUGGGACAUUCCAACGUUCUGUUCGAUUAAUCACGCAUCUCAGUCGCCGCAACCCCAGCUUUUUCCCAAUUUACCCUUCUGGCCUGAGGAAGGUUUGGUGGCCGGCAAAUCAUGCAAUGGUUCGUCGCUAUACAUUCCCUCUUGUUCAUGGCGGUUGUUCCAUGCUUAGCGGUCAACGGAGGCAUGGGUGAUCCUGUUAAGAGUUGGAUUCCUUCUCCACCGGUACGUGGUACCCCAUGAUACCCUUGUAAGAUAGGUUUUACGUCGCGUCCAGUCCAGUAGCAUUGUACAGUACACAGUACGGCAAGCUAUCUUAUACCUGACGCAACCGCGCGGCGUUGUUAUUACGAGUCAAAAUACCAAUGAUGCCAAACCGUUGCGAUGAUCAAAAUAAUUUAUUAUCC